AGACUCACGUGACACAGUGACGCUGUUAGCUUUAGCCAAAACAUGUAGCGCGUGCAGCACAAAACAGCGCACAAGUGUGAAAAUAUCAAACUAAACUUUAUUUAUCCAAGUGUGAGAAGAGACGAGAUGGUGAAGGAGCAGUUCAGAGAGACAGAUGUGGCCCAAAAGAUAAGCCACAUCUGUUUUGGGAUGAUGUCGUCGGGACAGAUGCGGCGUCAGGCUCACAUUCAGGUGGUCAGUAAAAACCUGUACAGCCAAGACACGAGACGCAGUCCUCUGCCCCACGGAGUCCUGGACCACCGCAUGGGCACCAGUGAGAAAGACCGGCCGUGUUUAACCUGUGGGAAGAAUCUGGCCGACUGUUUGGGACAUUAUGGAUAUUUGGAUCUGGAGUUGCCUUGUUUCCAUGUUGGAUAUUUUAAAGCCAUCAUCGGGAUCUUGCAGAUGAUUUGUAAAACGUGCUCGAGGAUCAUGCUGUCCAAGGACGAGAGGCUGCAGUUUGUGGAUUAUCUGAAGAGACCCAACUUGGCCUAUCUCCAAAAACGAGGCCUCAAGAAGAAGAUUUCAGACAAGUGCCGCAAAAAGACCAUCUGCCUCAGCUGUUCAGCCUAUAACGGUCCAGUGAAGAAGUGCGGUCUGCUCAAAAUCAUUCAUGAGAAAUACAAGACGACGAAGAAGACCAUGGAUCCUUUUGUGUCCGAGUUUAUUCAUUCGUUCAACACGGCCAUCGACCACAACAAGACCAUAGAGCCACUGCUGACCAGAGCACAGGAGAACCUAAACCCUCUGGUGGUGCUCAACCUCUUCAGGAGGAUCCCAGAGGAGGACGUUCCUUUGCUCCUCAUGAAUCCAGAGGCGGGAAAACCGUCCGACCUCAUCCUGACCCGGCUCCUGGUCCCGCCCCUCUGUAUCCGCCCCUCCGUCGUCAGCGACCUCAAGUCCGGCACCAACGAAGACGACCUGACCAUGAAACUCACAGAGGUCAUCUUCCUCAACGACGUCAUCAAGAAGCAUCGUGUGACGGGGGCAAAGACACAGAUGAUCAUGGAGGACUGGGACUUCCUGCAGCUCCAGUGCGCUCUCUACAUAAACUCUGAGCUCUCGGGGAUCCCACUCAACAUGGCGCCCAAGAAGUGGACCCGGGGUUUUGUGCAGAGACUGAAGGGCAAACAAGGCCGAUUCAGAGGAAAUCUAUCGGGGAAGAGAGUGGACUUCUCAGGCAGAACCGUCAUCUCUCCAGAUCCCAACCUGAGGAUCGAUGAGGUGGCUGUACCGGUGCACGUGGCCAAAAUCCUCACCUACCCCGAGAAGGUAAACAAAGCCAAUCUGGACUUGAUGAGGAAACUGGUUCGUAAUGGACCUGAUGUUCAUCCAGGAGCAAACUUCAUCCAAAAUCGCUCCACACAAAUGAAACGGUUUUUGAAGUACGGAAACAGAGAGAAGAUCGCCCAGGAGCUGCGGUUCGGGGACGUGGUUGAGAGACACUUGAUUGACGGGGAUAUCGUUCUGUUCAAUCGACAGCCGUCUCUGCACAAACUCAGCAUCAUGGCUCAUAUUGCGCGGGUCAAGCCUCACCGCACCUUUCGCUUUAACGAGUGCGUGUGCACGCCCUACAACGCCGACUUCGAUGGAGAUGAGAUGAACCUGCACCUGCCCCAGACCGAGGAGGCCAAGGCGGAGGCGCUGGUGCUGAUGGGGACAAAAGCCAAUCUCGUCACUCCCAGGAACGGCGAGCCUCUGAUCGCCGCCAUCCAGGACUUCUUGACAGGGGCCUACCUCUUGACUUUUAAGGACACAUUCUUUGACAGAUCAAAAGUCUGUCAGAUCGUCGCCUCCAUCCUCGUCGGCGGAGAUCAGAAAGUGUGCAUCACUUUACCGAGACCGGCCAUUUUGAAGCCGAUGGCGUUGUGGACGGGGAAACAGAUCUUCAGCCUCAUUUUGAAACCAGGAAAUGAUUGUCCAGUUAAAGCUAAUCUGAGGACCAAGGGGAAGCAGUACUGCGGCAAAGGGGAGGACCUGUGCCAUAACGACUCGUUCGUGGUGAUCCACAACAGUGAGCUCAUGUGCGGAAGUCUGGACAAAGGAACUCUGGGAUCCGGCUCCAAAAACAACAUCUUCUACAUCCUCCUGAGGGACUGGGGGCAGCUGGAGGCCGCCAACGCCAUGUCCCGCCUCGCCCGCCUGGCCCCGGUGUUUCUGUCCAACCGGGGCUUCUCCAUCGGGAUCGGGGACGUGACGCCGGGUCAGGGGCUGCUCAAGGCCAAACAGGACCUGCUGGACGACGGCUACGCCAAAUGUGACGAGUACAUCGACGCCCUGCACACGGGGAAACUACAGCAGCAACCCGGCUGCACGGCGGAGGAGACGCUCGAGGCUCUGAUCCUCAGGGAGUUGUCUGUGAUCAGAGACCGAGCGGGAAGCGCCUGUCUGAGGGAGCUGGACAAGAGCAACAGUCCCCUGACCAUGGCCCUGUGCGGGUCCAAAGGCUCCUUCAUUAAUAUCUCUCAGAUGAUCGCUUGUGUGGGGCAGCAGGCCAUAAGUGGCUCUCGAGUCCCUGAUGGUUUUGAGAAUCGUUCUCUGCCUCAUUUUGAGAAACACUCAAAACUUCCUGCCGCCAAAGGAUUCGUCGCCAACAGUUUCUACUCAGGUCUCACCCCGACAGAGUUUUUCUUCCACACCAUGGCAGGACGAGAGGGACUGGUGGACACGGCCGUGAAGACAGCAGAGACCGGAUACAUGCAGCGGCGUCUGGUGAAGUCUCUGGAGGACCUGUGCUCUCAGUACGACCUCACCGUGCGGAGCUCCACGGGCGACAUCAUCCAGUUCAUCUACGGAGGAGACGGACUGGACCCGGCCGACAUGGAGGGCAAAGACGAGCCGCUCGAGUUCAGACGAGUCCUGGACAACAUCAGAGCGGUCUUCUCGUGCCACUCUGAGCCGGCGCUCAGUCAGAACGAGCUGGUCCUCACGGCCGACGGUGUCAUGAAGAGGGAGGACUUCCUGUGCUGCAGAGACAGCUUCCUGGAGGAAAUCAAAAAGUUUAUCAAAAGCACUUCAGAACGGAUCAAAAAGACUCGAGACAAGUACGGCAUCAACGACAACGGGACCACCGAGCCUAAAGUUCUGUACCAGCUGGACCGCAUCACGCCGACGCAGCUGGAGAAGUUCCUGGAGACCUGCCGAGACAAGUACAUGAGAGCGCAGAUGGAGCCUGGCUCUGCAGUGGGGGCUCUCUGUGCUCAGAGCAUUGGGGAGCCUGGGACACAGAUGACCCUGAAAACCUUUCACUUCGCUGGAGUCGCUUCAAUGAACAUCACUCUGGGAGUGCCCCGCAUCAAGGAGAUCAUCAACGCCUCCAAGAACAUCAGUACUCCAAUCAUCACGGCUCAACUCGACAUCGACGACGACGCCGACUUCGCCCGAUUAGUGAAAGGAAGGAUUGAAAAGACUCUGCUCGGAGAGAUCUCUGAGUAUAUCGAAGAGGUUUUCCUGCCCGACGACUGCUUUAUUUUGGUGAAACUUUCUCUGGAGAGGAUCAGACUGUUACGACUGGAGGUGAACGCAGAGACGGUGCGUUACUCCAUCUGCAUGUCCAAGCUGAGGGUGAAGCCCGCAGACAUCGCGGUGCACGGAGAGGCCGUGGUCUGUGUGUCGCCCCGAGAAAACAGCAAAAGCUCCAUGUACUACGUCCUCCAGAGUCUCAAAGAGGAUCUGCCCAAGGUUGUCGUUCAGGGCAUCCCUGAAGUUUCCAGAGCUGUGAUCCACAUCGACGAACAGAGCAGCAAAAAGAAGUACAAGCUUCUGGUGGAGGGGGAUAAUCUGCGAGCGGUUAUGGCGACGCACGGAGUCAAAGGCAGCGGCACGACGUCCAACAACACCUACGAGGUGGAGAAGACUCUGGGGAUCGAGGCGGCUCGCUCCACCAUCAUCAAUGAGAUCCAGUACACGAUGGUGAACCACGGCAUGAGCAUCGACCGCAGACACGUCAUGCUGCUCGCCGACCUCAUGUCCUACAAGGGAGAGAUUUUGGGCAUCACCAGGUUCGGUUUGGCCAAAAUGAAGGAGAGCGUCCUGAUGCUGGCGUCGUUUGAGAAAACCGCAGAUCACCUGUUCGACGCCGCGUACUUCGGCCAAAAGGACUUGGUCUGCGGCGUCUCUGAAUGCAUCAUCAUGGGGAUCCCGAUGAACAUUGGCACUGGGCUGUUCAAACUCCUGCACAGAGCGGAUAAAAAGUCGUCUCCGGCACAGCGCCCCCUUCUGUUCGACAGCUCGGACUUCCACGUGUCUCUCCUCACGUAGCGGCUCAGACUUCACUCUGAAACUCCUGAAACGGCCCAAAGACGAUGGACCAGAACAUGUUUAAAAUGAGUCUGAAGUCAUUUCUGUGUGAAGAGACCAAACAUGGAGAAUGUCCCAAACUGAAGCUUUAACACGCCGGUGAAGUCUUUAAUUUAGAUUUCUUCUGUAAUUUGUAUAUUUAGUCUUUUUAUUUGACCAGUUUCAGCUCAGGAUCACGUGGACGGCUCUUUUUUGGCUCUUUUACGGCUCUUUUACGGCUCCCUUCAGUUUUCUCCUCGUACAAAAGCAGAAAAGAUUCAAAUAAAAAGGUUGCUGCUGUUUUGUGUUUUAUUUUCACGUUGACCUUUGACCUUUGUGUUUUUGUUUAUUUAUGUAAUAAAUUGUGAAUAAAACAGUUUGUUGAAUC
Periophthalmus magnuspinnatus is the source of this 4705-nucleotide messenger RNA. It is a transcript of the gene polr3a, whose product is annotated as polymerase (RNA) III (DNA directed) polypeptide A. Lineage: Eukaryota; Metazoa; Chordata; Actinopteri; Gobiiformes; Gobiidae. Bases 127 to 4299 code for a protein of 1390 amino acids. Gene Ontology annotation, biological process: DNA-templated transcription. The transcript has 31 exons. The record is from RefSeq and is a predicted model, not a curated record. Gene Ontology annotation, molecular function: DNA binding; DNA-directed RNA polymerase activity.